AUGAAGCUUGCAGCAGUGGGCUUGAUCGUAGCCUCGUUCGCGUUGGCCUCCGCCUUCCCGUCCGACGGCUUGUCCUUCGGCAAUGCGCAAGCGAGGGCGAGCGCAGCGAGCGAGGCUGACGGGUACGGACGGUCCGUCUCUUACAGCGACGCCGACGCAUACGUCCGGAGCGGUUCCUACGGGUACGGAGGGGACGCAGCUUCUUAUAGUCGAGCCAGCGCCGCGGCUGACGCGGCGACGAAGGGGACUGGAGGGUCUUCCGCGCGGAGCGAAGCGGCCGCCUCUGCCCUGAGCGGUGCGUAUGGCACGCACGGUGCGCUGAGCGCUGCACAGGCUGCGUCUAGUGCGAAGACAGCGAGCGGAUCGGAAGGAGGGUACGCUGCCGCAAGAGCGACGGCGGCCGCUAACACGGUAAGCAGCGGGUACGGACAUUCCGCUGGGUCCAUCGCGCAAGCUAGGAGCGCAGCGAGCGCAGCGAGCGGGUCGCACGGGACACACGGCAGCGCAGUAGCGCAGAGCGCAGCGAGUGCCAAUACUGUGAGUGUCGGCAGAGGCGGGUACAAAAGCGGCAGAGCGUCAAAUGGACAGAGCGAAGAGAGUUCCGAGGAGAUCGAGUGUCGCAAACACGGACACAAGAUCGAACACCACGACGAUGGGAAGGAUGGUAAACGUAACGGUCACGUUUAUAGAACCGGCAAGGACGGUAGAUACAAAAUAUGGUACGAUAAGAACGGGAAAAUAUAUAUGAUAAGGUCGCCACAUUCCGUAGCCAUUGGACUGGCGACGUCCCAAGCUUCGGCAUACGGACAGGCGCAGAAAGUUGCUGGUGGCAAAUCGCACGAAGUAAAUUGGCAUGAUAAGUACAAGACAUAUGGCAUCAAAAAUAUGUAUAACAAGGGCGGAAAAUAUUACAAGCACGGUUCAGGCGAACAUGACGAUUCAAAAGAAUUGCAGGCUCAUUCAGGCGAGAAGAAAUACUAUACAAAUUACAAGAAAUAUGUACCCACAAAUACAGCGGUUUCCAUAGCACAGGCAGUAGCCAAAGCAAAAGCUGCGAGUGGGACGUACGGGAAAUACGGAAAGACUUCUUCUAAUGCAUACGCAGCGGCCGAUGCGAACGCUGUGAGUGGAACGUAUGGAAAGGACGCGUCCAACGCAAAUGCUGCGAGUGGGACCUACGGGAAGGACGGUACCGCUUCUUCUAACGCAUACGCAGCAGCCAACGCAAACGCUGCGGGUGGAACCUACGGGAAGGACGGUACUGCUUCUUCUAACGCUUACGCAGCGUCAAGCGCAAACGCUGUCAGUGGGACGUACGGGAAGGGCGGUACUUCUUCUUCUAACGCAUACGCUGCGGCCAAUGCAAACGCUAUGAGUGGAACAUACGGGGCGGACGGCACUUCUUCUUCUAACGCGUACGCAGUGUCAAACGCAAACGCUCGGAGUGAGACAUUUGGAAGUGGACACUCGUCAGCAUCUGCUAACAGCCAAGCAUCUGCUAUGGGCUCUACAUAUAGCUUGAGGAAACGAAGGGGAAUCAGCGAAAGCUUGGCUUCAGCAAUGAGUGAUUCCUUCGCUAUGGUGGAUGAUAAGGGAGUUGUUAGCUCCAUUUCUAGUGCCGCAUCUAAUGCUGCUGCUCUGGCAAAGAGUGAUUAA
Dinoponera quadriceps is the source of this 1656-nucleotide messenger RNA. Its product is annotated as fibroin heavy chain-like. The record is from RefSeq and is a predicted model, not a curated record. The transcript is spliced from 3 exons. Lineage: Eukaryota; Metazoa; Arthropoda; Insecta; Hymenoptera; Formicidae. The coding region runs from base 1 to 1656 and encodes 551 amino acids.